CUCUCUUAUCCAGGCACCUCUGAGAGCGUGAGAGAAAGGAAGUGAGAAACCCUUUUUAGAAAAAAACAUGGAUAGCAUCCCUUGUGAACAAGAAUCUUGGGUUUCUACGAGAAACCUAGGAAAUGUUCAAGAAAAUGAUCAAACCCAAAGCCUAGAUUUUCUUGAUGAUGAUAAUUACAAUGAUGAUGAUCUUUUGUGUCAAGAGACUGAGCAAGUGUGGCAAAACAUGAACCAAAACAACACCUUUACCAAAAACUUCGACAAGGGUUCUCUUCGAAAGAUCCUGAGAAAGAAGAGUCAAGUGCUGUUAGAAGGGUAUGUGGAAGGAAGAAGUAACAGCGAAGAUGAGUUGAAGAGGACAAAGAGUUUGACAGAUGAUGAUCUUGAUGAGUUAAAAGGGUGCUUGGAUCUUGGGUUUGGUUUUAGUUAUGACGAGAUCCCUGAACUUUGCAAUACUUUGCCAGCUCUUGAACUUUGUUACUCAAUGAGUCAGAAGUUUCUUGACGAGCAUCAGAAGCCUCCUGAGAGUAGUUCUCCUGCUGAGGCCGAGUCUGAGGCUGCAAGUUCUAGUCCCAUUGCUAAUUGGAAGAUCUCUAGUCCUGGUGACCAUCCUGAAGAUGUUAAAGCAAGACUCAAAUUUUGGGCACAGACUGUGGCAUGCACUGUUAGAUUAUGCAGCUGAAGGACAUUUUGAAAUCAAAAGGUUCAAACAGCUGAAGGUUCAUCUUUUUGGGAUGAUCGGAUGCUCAUUUUCCUUGGCAGUGGGCAAUCAAUAGCCUGGAACUACAUCUAGUGCUUAUGCCUCACUGAUCCAUUCCAGUGCGCAACUAUUUGGAAGAAUUAAAGCUCCUGCAUUUUCUUUAGCUGGAAUGGACCGGCCAGAGCAUAUGCAAUGAUGGGCUGGCUUAAAAGUAGAUGAAGAGAAAUGUUUCAGGUUUGAGAUUAACCGCAUACCCAUAGGAGUCUGACAUGAUUCGGCGGCUAAGACACAUUUCUGUGAUUAUUGUAUUGAGAAUGUUGAAAAUAAAAUUGUUAUAUGAAUAAAGCCAUUCAUUCUCCAUUUGUUCAAAAUUGGCAGUAGUUUGUGUUUGAUGUGCUUAUAAUUAGUUCCAACAUGAGUUGUUGGUUUUUAUGCAGUAGUGAGAGCCUCUCCCCUAGAGCCUUCACCAAAUACUUCCAGACCUCUGCGGUUGCUGAGGUAACUAAUCUAACUGGGUUGAGUCUAUGGGUACCAUAAUUUCUGCUUUGUUGAUCCAUGAAUGGUUGCUGUAGUGUACUAAUGCUGACAUCGCUUGCUUACCGCUGACAACUAACUUGUGUUCAUCCAUCCCAUGGAUAGAUUAGCUACCCCAUAUUGGCUGGUGGUGGAGGCGGCAAGUAAGAAGGGGGCAUAAAGAAGUGAAGAGGAACAAGCUGAAGCAUAUGCUGAACCCUAUUGCUAUAUGCUAACACAGUUUCUUAUGAUUAAAGCUCAAACAUGUGGAUGCUUGUACCAUUUCUUUCUUUUGCUGUAAAAAAUUAAGCUUUGACUUUCAAACCAACGGUUGAGGUUUCGAUACAUGUUAUAGAAUGCUAUGAUUUUUAUCCGUAA
Populus nigra (black poplar) is the source of this 1591-nucleotide messenger RNA. RefSeq lists its product as uncharacterized. NCBI's taxonomy places the organism in Eukaryota, Viridiplantae, Streptophyta, Magnoliopsida, Malpighiales, Salicaceae. Bases 68 to 682 code for a protein of 204 amino acids. The record is from RefSeq and is a predicted model, not a curated record. The transcript has 2 exons.